Messenger RNA from Protopterus annectens (West African lungfish), 2396 nucleotides. RefSeq names its product proprotein convertase subtilisin/kexin type 4 (gene PCSK4). Lineage: Eukaryota; Metazoa; Chordata; Ceratodontiformes; Protopteridae. Gene Ontology annotation, molecular function: serine-type endopeptidase activity. The transcript has 17 exons. The record is from RefSeq and is a predicted model, not a curated record. Gene Ontology annotation, cellular component: Golgi membrane; trans-Golgi network. Gene Ontology annotation, biological process: peptide hormone processing. Bases 1 to 2052 code for a protein of 683 amino acids.
AUGUUAUACUUGCAGAUAGAUUGGUUUGAACAGCAGGCUCUGAAAAGAAGAAAGAAAAGGCAAGUGUUUUCCUUCCCAACAGAUCCUUUGUUCGAAAAGCAGUGGUACAUGAAUGGUGAACUUUCUGAUACAGACCUAAAUGUUUUGACUGCAUGGAAAUUGGGAUACAGUGGAAAAGGCAUUGUUGUCAGCAUUCUGGAUGAUGGGCUUGAAAAGGAUCACCCUGAUCUCUCUGCUAAUUAUAAUGCGAUUUGCAGUUACCCCUUCAAAAAUGGUGACCCUGACCCCCAGCCAGCCUUUGAUACCUGGGAUUCCAAUAGACACGGGACUCGUUGUGCAGGAGAGAUAGCAGCAGUAAAGGGUAAUGGGAUCUGCGGAACUGGAAUUGCAUUUAAUGCCAAAGUAGGAGGUGUCAGGAUGCUGGAUGGACCUGUCACAGACCUUGUGGAGGCAAAGGCGCUUAGUCUGAGACCCCAACACAUUGACAUCUAUAGUGCUAGCUGGGGCCCUGAGGAUGAUGGGAAAUCACUAGAUGGCCCUUGGACACUGGCCAAGGCAGCAUUCCUUAGGGGAGUUGUUUAUGGUAGAGGUGGUCUGGGAUCUAUUUUUGUGUGGGCAUCUGGCAAUGGUGGGUACCAUUAUGACAACUGCAACUGUGAUGGAUACACAAACAGCAUAUACACUCUGUCAGUUGGAAGCACAACAGAGAAAGGGGAGGUGCCAUGGUACAGUGAACCUUGUGCUUCAACCCUGACCACGACAUUCAGCAGCGGAAACCAGCUGGACAGGAAAAUAGUGUCUACAGAUCUCCAUUAUAAAUGCACAAAAGAGCACACCGGAACCUCUGCAUCUGCUCCACUUGCUGCUGGGAUGAUCGCACUUGCUUUGGAAGCAAAUCCAGUACUAACAUGGCGGGACGUGCAACAUAUUGUGGUAAGGGUUUCCAAGCCUCAAAUGCUGAAGGCAGAUGACUGGACUAAAAAUGGAGUAGGUCGCACAGUGAGUCACCAUUAUGGUUAUGGGCUUUUGGAUGCAGGACAUCUGGUGGAUGUCGCUAGGAAGUGGACGACCGUUCAGCCUCAAAGGAAGUGCUUCAUACAAAUGAUGAGCACCCCACAGCAAAUUACUUCAGAACUGAUAGUUCGUAAAAAUAUUUCAGCCUGUGCAGGAUCAUCUAGCUUCAUUCGAUCCCUUGAGCAUGUUCAAGCCAAUAUUUCACUCAGCUAUACAAGGCGGGGAGACCUUGAAAUCUACCUCACCAGCCCUUCAGGGACAAAGUCUGUGCUCGUAGGUGUAAGGCCCUUCGAUGCAUCUUCUGAGGGUUACAACAAAUGGGAAUUCAUGUCGUCUCAUUUUUGGGACGAAGACCCACAAGGUGUUUGGAUGCUGGAGAUAAAGAACAAAGGAUAUUCCAAGAACACUGGUUUCCUUUCUGAUUUCAUAUUGCAGUUGUAUGGAACAGAUGAAGACAUGAUGGCUAGACAUAUGGAAGACAUUGUAAUUAAAGAAUGUAGAAAAUGGUCACAAGAUGGGCAAUGUGAAGAGUGCCAGAAGCCUUAUUGCAUUUUUGGACACGUCUGUUUGAGCAUUUGCCCUCCUCAUUUCUACAAAUCGGUAAAGACCAGUACGAUCAGCAAUAACACACAGGAUGUCAGUGAAGUGUGGAUCUGUAAUGCUUGCCACCCUUCUUGCUACACAUGUUAUGGUGAAACAGCAAACAACUGUACUACUUGCCCAUUAUUUUCUACUUUUGAACCUUCUUUGCAUACCUGUUCUGCUCCAGCAUUUUCUAGAUUUUUUUAUACUGAGGUUACACCAGGACAGUUUCACAAUGUCAUAACCAUAGUAUGGAUUAUGGUUGGGACAGUAAUUACUCUCAUUGUAGUUCGAUUAGGCAUUGUACACCUCCUACAAGCUUUACCACAUAGGCCUGUGAUGCAUGACAAUAUACCAGCAGUAGCCACAUCUGAGAUGACAGCCAUUCAUAUGAUAAGCGAAGAUGACACAGUAGCCAACGGGAAAGAAACUUUUCAUGAUCUAAGCACUGAAUAGCACAUCCAUGGGUCACCAAGAAUUUGAAAAAAUCCUGAUAGUUUAUAGCUAGUAAUUUGUGAAAGUACUUGUUAUACAGUAUGAAAAAGCAGCUUAUUUUCCAUCUUUAGUUCUAGUUCAUUUUGUAUAGUAGCUGUUUUAAUGUAGAGAGCGGAAGAUUAUGCUGAUUUAUUUCUAGUAAAUUCAACUGAUAAAUAUGCUGCCUGGAAGUAAUGUAUCUGAACUGUGGUCAAUUGUGUUGAUACAGCAUUGCAAUACAGAAAGAAAAACUGUCAAAAAAAUUACAAAUGAAUGUGCACGUCCAAAUAAACCUGUAUUUAACUACAGGAGAUGCAGACACAAAA